Molecule: messenger RNA, 629 nt
Organism: Umbelopsis ramanniana AG
Lineage: Eukaryota; Fungi; Mucoromycota; Umbelopsidomycetes; Umbelopsidales; Umbelopsidaceae
Exons: 1
Coding region: 133-498 (121 amino acids)
Source: RefSeq, a predicted model, not a curated record
CUACGCUGUCAAAGCUUCUAUUGCUGCCGUGUGGCUGUAAGCGCACAAGUCACUUGCUCCAUUCGUAUUCAAGCGACACUUGUACUGUGUUGGUAUUCUUCAUCUCGUUCCAGCUCACACUAUACAAACAAUAUGUCUAUUAACUCUCCAACGUUUUCCGUGAAACUAAGAGAGAUAUCGCCCAUAGUCGAUGGAGCAGUCUGUGGUAUACUCUUGCUUGCUCUUCUUGCUCGUCACCGAUCAAAUGCUAGGUUGCACUAUUACCUCUUGGAACUGGCAGUCAUUUGUGGAAUAAUCUUUGAUGCCUUAGCCCUUCAUACCCAUGACGGUUUUCUUCUAUUUUCGGACCCAUCGUCAACAGCUAUGGCGGUCAUGAGUGCCCUCACUUUACUACUUACUCAACUCGCUGGCUUGUGGGCACUGCAUUGUUAUUCUGAAAUCUAUCUUGGGAGUCGCGACAUAUUAGCAAGCAUCCCUGCGAUCCUUGGAACCCUCUAGAUCAUCGUGGUCACAGUUCUUAUAAUUGUGGUUCGCGUGGUAGUUGGCAACAAUGCCACUUUCAAUGCUCUCACAAUAUAACAGAUUAUCUUUUGGGCUUCCCCUGCAUUAUCUAUAUGGUCUGUUCUAGG